AUGAAAAGUGAUAAAGAAAUAUUAUUUACAAUCAGAAGAUUUAAAGAAGCAAAAAUUGAAUUAAAAAAAUAUUUAAGUUGGAUUGAACAAAUCAAAGUAACAAUCAAAGAAUUAUAUUAUUUUAGUUAGAAAUGGUUUUAGCUGCUUAAUCAGAAAAACAAACUAAUUAUUUCAGAGUAUAGAGUUUUGACACUAAUAAACUUAAACAGGGUAAUUAUCCUACAAGUGAGUCUUUGACUGAAGAAGUUUAAGUUAAAUGCAAUUAAAUGACAUUUUAAUCAUAACAAUAAGAAUUAAAUCAAGAAAACGUAAGGGAGUUCAUUAAUAAAUACGAAAAAAUGCUGGUCUAAUAAGAAUAACAACAACAAACAAACCUAAAUUCUGGUUAAACAUUAUUAAUCAACAGAGAUUCUAAAUAAUAAUUCGGAACUAGUACUAUAGAAGAUAUGUUUAAACUAUCAUAAUCUUAAUAAGAUUCGUAAUAAUAGAAUCAAUUCAGUUAUGACACUUCAAACUUUGGUAAUGAUUAAAUUGGGAAGAGAAGAUAAGAGGAGAAUCUAUUUAAUAAUUUAUAAAAUUAUUCUAAAGACUAUGAAUAAGAAUGUAGUUUAUAAUCAUCUAAAUGCUUUAAAGAUUAUAUGAUGUUAUAAGAGAAAACAGACACGAAUUUGAAUUAGAAUAAAUAACAACAAAAAAAAUCUUUUGAAUAGUUUUAUCAAGAACAUGUAGAAGAAGAAAUAAACAAUAUACAAAUUGAAAUAGAAGAAAUGUAAAGGUAAUGUUAAUUUAUAAAUGUAGAUUCCUUUAGCGAGUUCAAACUGCAAAAGAUAAACUUACAAAUAGUUUUAAAGAUCUUCAAUAAAUCCCUGUUAUUAAUAGACAAAGUAGUGAGAAGUCUAUCUAAAAAGUGACAGAGGAUCUUAAAUUAAUUGAUAUUAUAAAAUAAAACAUGAUAAAACAGAUGGAAAAUAAUGUAGAUCAAGAUAAAUUGAAAAAACUGAGAAACAUGAAACAUUAAAUUUAAUUAUACUUUAAUAAUGUAGAAGAUGAACUACUAAAAAUAAAUGAAGAAGCCUCAAUUGUUUAAUGA
This is a messenger RNA of Paramecium sonneborni, 1090 nucleotides long. Lineage: Eukaryota; Ciliophora; Oligohymenophorea; Peniculida; Parameciidae. The record is from the annotation of a GenBank genome assembly.